This is a messenger RNA of Manis pentadactyla (Chinese pangolin), 1377 nucleotides long. It is a transcript of the gene LIMD2, whose product is annotated as LIM domain containing 2. Gene Ontology annotation, molecular function: actin filament binding. Lineage: Eukaryota; Metazoa; Chordata; Mammalia; Pholidota; Manidae. Gene Ontology annotation, cellular component: actin cytoskeleton; plasma membrane. Gene Ontology annotation, biological process: actin filament bundle assembly. The transcript has 5 exons. Bases 253 to 639 code for a protein of 128 amino acids. The record is from RefSeq and is a predicted model, not a curated record.
CGGCGGGGGCGGUACCGCGAUAAGGCGGUGGCGGCUGCGGCCGUUCGGGGACCACUGGCAGCGGCGGCACCUCGCGCCCGCGCCUUCCUCGCGCCCGAGGUGUCCCCGGGAGACCGAACCCCGCCCCGCGGCCUGAGCCGGGGCCCGGCUGGAGAAGGGCUUGUGGGGCCCUCGCGAUCGCGAUCGACUUCCCCUUGCAGAACGCAGCGGGUGCCGCGUCUCCACCCAGGGCCUCCAUCACCUCCAAGAGCCAUGUUCCAGGCUGCUGGAGCAGCCCAGGCCACCCCCUCUCAUGAAGCCAAAGGCAGUGGUGGCGGCAGCUGUGUUCAGCGCUCCAAGUCCUUCAGCCUUCGGGCCCAGGUGAAGGAGACCUGUGCCUCCUGCCAAAAGACUGUGUACCCCAUGGAGCGGCUGGUGGCAGACAAGCUCAUUUUCCACAACUCUUGCUUCUGCUGCAAGCACUGUCACACCAAGCUGAGCUUGGGCAGCUACGCGGCGCUACAUGGGGAAUUUUACUGCAAACCCCACUUUCAGCAGCUGUUUAAGAGCAAGGGCAACUAUGACGAGGGCUUCGGCCGGAAGCAGCACAAGGAGCUGUGGGCCCACAAGGAGGUGGACCCCGGCACCAAGACAGCCUGAGGCCCUUCUGACCAUCCACCCCCUCCACAGAGGGGCAGGGCAGGGGGAAGGAUGGGAAAGAGAUUGGACUUGGGCUCUGGUGGGCGGGCAGGUUGGGAAGGGGAUGAGGCUGUCUUGCUCAGGCAGAGGGUUAUAGGGGCAGGGCUCUGCUCCAGGAUUCUUUCAUUCUCCCUCAGUGGGUGUGGGUGGGGGUUUGGGAACCAGGAAUGGGGUUUAGCUCACCACCCUGCUUCCAACCUAUCCCACCUCACCACAUGGUCCCGAGAGACCCCCAAGCCCAGCUUCCCUAUCUAGGUGCCUUUUCUCCAGCAAGGAGUCAGCAUGCCCCCCUCAGGGUCCCAAGCUCCCUCCCUGCCACCCAGGGCCCUGUGUGGCCCCUAUGUCUCCCCAUCUACCUCUUUCCUUAUUAGCUUGGUCCUGAGCCAUGGAGACUUGGAAGGAGGAGAGCCAGAGUGUCCCCUGCUGGGCCUCACAGAAUACCCCAGGAGUCUGGUGGGGAAGAAGGGGGAAGUGGAAGCAGCCCUGCCCCCUGAAAAGCAAGGCUGGGGCAUGCCCAGUGGGGCUUGGGACCAGCUCACAGCACCAGAGUCAAGAAGCGGAAGCUAAAGCACCCAGCCAGGCUGAAAGCCAGACCGGUUGGGGGCUGAGGGCGGCCAUGCUCCCCUCCUCUUUUCCCAUUUCUGCCGGUUCUGACUGUUGUGAUCAACCCUGUUUUAAACAUGUUUCACCAGAUCCUGA